Stegastes partitus (bicolor damselfish) is the source of this 1338-nucleotide messenger RNA. RefSeq names its product gap junction beta-2 protein-like. The transcript is spliced from 7 exons. Gene Ontology annotation, biological process: cell-cell signaling; gap junction-mediated intercellular transport. Gene Ontology annotation, cellular component: connexin complex. The record is from RefSeq and is a predicted model, not a curated record. Bases 85 to 849 code for a protein of 254 amino acids. NCBI's taxonomy places the organism in Eukaryota, Metazoa, Chordata, Actinopteri, Pomacentridae. Gene Ontology annotation, molecular function: gap junction channel activity.
CUUUGGUUUGAUGCAGAAGCAGAAGGAGCUGCAGGACCAUGUGGAAUACUUUCUGCCAAACUACCUGACAGUCCAGACACAAGGAUGUCUUGGCCGGCUCUGUACACUCAGCUGGUCGGGGCGAACCGUCACUCCACCAGUCUGGGGAAGAUCUGGCUCUCCGUGCUGUUUAUUUUCCGGGUCAUGGUGCUGGUUGUUGCUGCAGAGAGCGUCUGGGGGGACGAGCAGUCGGACUUCGUCUGCAACACGCUGCAGCCUGGCUGUGAGAACGUCUGUUACGAUCAGUUCUUUCCCGUCUCCCACAUCCGUCUCUGGUGUCUUCAGCUGGUCUUCGUCUCCACGCCGACACUCCUGGUCGCCAUGUACGUGGCCUACCGGAACCACAAAGACAAGAAGAGGCUCAUGCAGAGUUCUGGCAGAGCUGGUUUCCUCAGCAACAAGGGUCAGGAGGAGGAGGUGGAGGCUCUGAAGAAGCGCAGACUCCCGAUAGCCGGAGCUCUGUGGUGGACGUACGCCUGCAGCCUGCUGUUCCGGCUGCUGUUUGAAGGAGGAUUCAUGUACGCCCUGUAUGUGGUGUACGACGGCUUCCAGAUGCCCCGGCUGGUGCAGUGUGACCAGUGGCCGUGUCCCAACCUGGUCGACUGCUUCAUCUCACGGCCCACAGAGAAAACCAUCUUCACUGUUUUCAUGGCCACGGCCUCCUCCAUCUGCAUGGUCCUUAACAUGGCCGAACUCGCGUAUCUUGUCGCCAAGGCUGUCACUAGGGCUCUGUGUGGUCAGAGGGAGAGGAGAGCCAGCAGGGACAGAACGCAGAGUAAGACCAACCAGAGGUCACUUGUCUCAACCUGAGGAGCAACAGGACGGAUCCAGAGACUGAAUACACUGUAAAGCUGCAUAGUUCCAAGUGGAGCACAUGUGAAUGAGCCGUCAGUGUAAAUACAAGUGAGCACGUUGAAUGAAAUCAAAGUGAAAUUUUCUGUGAAACCCGGAUUGUUGAAAUGAAACAUUCAAGGGGUGGAGAGGAUGUCAGCGACUCUAGACUGUAUUUAAAGACCGGAUGUCAAUAAUUUGUACCAAAGCGUUGUUCGUAGAGCAGCUGGACGAUGUGAUCACGUGUUGUCUAUUCUUACAUUAGGGUUCUAACUAAUGCAACAAUAGACGAACACAGAUGGUUCAAAGUUCCAUCGACUGGGCAGAAAGAAAACUGCAUGAGGAGAUGUGUGAGGGUUCACUAGCAGCUACACACUCUGUAUACUGUGUACACACACACACACACACAUGGUUGUACUUUUCAUGGAUUCAUUGAAUAACAGUUCAUUGAAUAGAAACACACUCACA